AAUCUGGCUGACCGUGUCCGUGUCGCCAUCAACGCAUCUUUACUUCGACCUUACACGGAAGCAUGAAGACCCCAACGUGUCCUGUUUUCAUUGGACCACUUCAGCUCCCAACUUUUGCAGUACCUUCUAGAUCAUGACUUCUCUGCUUCUCCUUUUCUUCUCCAAACGCUCCUUCAAACGACUUUCCUUCUCUCCAUCUAUUUAAUGCCUUCUUGAACGCUAUCGUGUCUUUUCCUUUCUUCUCGCUUUCUCUCCCUUUCCCUCGUUGUUUUUGGGCUUUCAUUAAAAAUUUUAAAAGAUUUUUUUUUCUUACAUUGUUGAUUCGGAUCUGUUUUCCUGGCGUAGCAUUUUUUGAAGAUAAAAAAUGGAAUAUGAAGAUCAGAGUAAGGCCUUUGAUCCGAAAUACGAAUGUCUCUUAUUUGAUUUAGAUGACACUCUUUAUCCUCUGACUUCUGGUUUUUCCAAGGAAGUUACCAAGAACAUUCAAGAAUAUAUGAUUAAGACUCUUGGAAUAGAGGAGGAAAAAGUUCCUGAAUUAUGUGUUUCAUUGUACAAGCACUAUGGCACAACAAUGGCUGGUUUAAAGGCUAUUGGCUACAACUUUGAUUGUGAUGAUUUUCAUGGAUUUGUUCAUGGGAGAUUGCCUUAUACAAUGCUAAAACCUGACGCUGUUUUGAGGAAUCUCUUGCUUAGCCUGCCUGUUCGGAAAGUUAUUUUCACGAAUGCAGAUAAGAACCAUGCUGCCAGGGUGCUUAACAGUUUGGGAUUGGAGGACUGCUUUGAAGGGAUUAUAUGCUUUGAGACUCUGAAUCCCACAAACAAAGACAACUCUUCUGCUGAUGGUUUCAUCUCAAACAGUGAAAUUUUUUACAUCAGUAACUACAGUGCUCGUCCUGACUCUGAUCUUGAACUUCCAAGCACUCCAGUUGUCUGCAAACCAUUUGAAAAAGCGUUUGAACAAGUUUUUCAGAUUGCCAAAAUCAAACCCCAGAAAACGUUGUUCUUUGAUGACAGCAUCCGCAAUCUUCAGACUGGUAAAAUUAUGGGCCUUAACACCGUGUGGGUGGGAACUUCUCAUCGAACCGACGGUGUGGAUUAUGCAUUAGAGAGCAUUCACAACAUCAGGGAAGCAUUGCCAGAGCUGUGGGAAGCAGAUGAGAAGGAUGAGAACAUCCGGUAUUCUGGGAAGGUUUCUGUUGAGACAACGGUUAGAGCUUAGAUCUUAAACCAUAUAUAUAUUUGCCGUGCGUUCACCACUCUCUUUGUAACAUGUAACAGAGGGGAUCCUAGGAAUAAAAAUUUAUUAUCUUAUUUAAUUAAAUUGGUCUCU
This is a messenger RNA of Durio zibethinus, 1330 nucleotides long. NCBI's taxonomy places the organism in Eukaryota, Viridiplantae, Streptophyta, Magnoliopsida, Malvales, Malvaceae. The record is from RefSeq and is a predicted model, not a curated record.